Molecule: messenger RNA, 3115 nt
Organism: Asterias rubens (European starfish)
Lineage: Eukaryota; Metazoa; Echinodermata; Asteroidea; Forcipulatida; Asteriidae
Product: nicastrin-like
Exons: 16
Coding region: 144-2261 (705 amino acids)
Biological process (GO): Notch receptor processing; protein processing
Cellular component (GO): membrane
Source: RefSeq, a predicted model, not a curated record
GUGCAUAACAAGAAGACGGAAGUGACAAUGAAAUCGUGGUUGUGGUGAAUGCCGAGCGGUUUCAUUUUUUAAGUGUUGCGCCUUACGGGUUACGGGCCUAUUUUUACUUUUGCAAGGUGUUUUAUGAAAACGAAAUUAUAAAAAUGGAUACAUUCGUUGUUAAAGUGUCACAUCCCUUCCUUGUAGUACUGAUGCAGUUUGUACUGAUUGUGUCAGCGAGGAAAACGCAAGAUAUGAUCUAUACUGAUAUUAAGAACACAUCACCAUGUGUGAGGAGAUUUAACGCAACACAUCAGAUAGGAUGCACAAGUGAUUUCUAUGGAAACACUGGUGUGAUACAUUACAUGGCCAGUGACUCUGAUGUGCAGUGGGUUAUAGACAAUGGUCCUCAUCAGCCUUAUAUACCUCUCAUGGAACCACAAGUCUUUAAUUACGCUAAUGUUAUGAAACUAGUGGACUCUAAGAAAGUAGGAGGCAUUUUAGUCAUCAAUAUUAACUCAACCAUUAGCCAACAAAACAACUUCUACUUCUCACCGGAUCGCAAGUGUCCUAAUCAACACUUUGGACAUUACAACAAUGAGAGUGAGUAUGGUGAUUGUCGUGUAGAAUGGAAUCCUGAUGGAAAUGCAAUGAACUUCAUGGAUCUUAAAGUACCUAUCUUAUCACUGUACAAUGAAGCUGAGGUCAACUACAUUAUCAAGUGUUACAAGGAUCAUAAUGAACCAAUAGACAAUAAGGCUCGCUCCUAUCCAUUGUGUGCAACUGAAGUACAUGACUUCAUGUACGGAGCUAAGGAUACCCCUACAUGCAUGAGAAGAACGCAACAAACAACUAAUCUGGAACUAUCGUAUUUCUGUGAUCCUCUCGGUGACUACAAUUCCUGGGUUACAUUAGUGCCAACUAAUAAGACACAAGGUCUGAAAAACAAGUCCCUCAUACUAGUGGCAGCACAGGUGGAUGCUACAUCUCUGUUCUACAAUGUACUUCCCCGUGAUGGUGCUGAACAUUCUGCAUCUAGUUUCAUCACACUACUAGCUGUAGUACAAGCCCUUGGUGCAUUGGAUUUAGAAAUCAAACAAGACAUGGAUGAUAUCAUGUUUGUCUUCUUUCAAGGGGAGAGCUAUGAUUACAUUGGAUCAUCACGAAUGGUGUAUGACAUGAGAAAAGGCCAAUUUCCCUUUAAGGAAAAUGCUGAAUUUAGUCAACCAGCGUUUGUUGAUGUAGAUGAUAUUGCAUACUACCUAGAAUUGAAUCAACUUGGAUUGGCUGUGGAUGGAAAACUGUUUGCACAUACAGACCCAAUCACACAACAAGACCAACCGACAAAACAACAGACUGAAAAGUUAUUGGAAAGUCUAAAGAGCUCAAUAUCUGGAAGUGACAUCACAAUAAACAAACCAAGUCAUGUCCAGCCACUGCCCCCUGCAUCAUUCCAAAGGUUCCUGCGUAGUGGAGUCAAGGUACCAGGCAUCGUGCUGACAGAUCAUGAGAAAGAAUAUCGCAACAGGUUUUAUAAUAGCAGAUUUGAUACUGCUGAACUAUUGCAAUAUGAAGAGAAUGAAAACUCUACAAUAUUUCCAUUGGCAACAGAGCUAGCAACCAUUGCCACUACUAUAUCUCGUGCUGUAUAUAAACUAGCCAGACCAGACGCUACAGAUGCAGACCUCAUCCAAGCUAAUGCUACAAUUGUUAAUGACAUGCUGUACUGUUUCCUGAUUCGAGCCAACUGUAGUUUGUUUCGCUCCAUUGUAUCUAAGACUGAAGCUUCAUCUUUAUCCAACUCUGUAUACCCAAGUUAUGUUGGAGUGUUUACAGGGGAAGCAAACUCCAUGACAAAAUUCAUCCAGCGUUUACUGGGAUUCUUCACUGGUAAUCUGACAUCAGUUGAACUGAUAGAGACAGAUGAGACACAGAACCAGUGUAAAACAAACAGCAAUGACCAGAUAUUUCAAAGUUUCUUGAUACAAGGCCCUAAUCCAGAGAAGGAUCGUGGUUAUUGUGUGGAGAGUACUGUCAAUCAAUCCCCUGCGUUUUCACCAGCAUUCAUUGAAGGAGAGGAAGACUGGGCAUCUACUGAAUAUUCAACAUGGACAGAGAGUCAAUGGGGAGGGUCAAGUUUCUCUCUCAGGGUCUACCUUAAACCAAGCACUGAACAAGAGAGCCUAAUAUUCAGCCUUGGAAUGAUCGUCUUAUUAGUAUCUCUUCUGCUUAGUUACUUCUUGAAUGCCAGAGCAUCAAUUAUCUUCUCAACUCCAGCUUAAUUACAAGUAGCAGGCAAGUAUAGGUGACUACGCUGAGCAAUCUGUGGUGAUGUGUCACGAUGCAUAAUCAACAAGCUAUUGAAGCUCAUGAUCUUACUAUCAUGGUUUUUGUUGUUGGUUGUUGGCAGUGCAUAAAGAUGAUGAUGACCAUCCAAUGCCAUAGUGUCAAAUGGAUGCCAUUUUUAUUUUUGAAUGCCAUUUCUAGCUAAUGUAACAAUGUUUUGUUUGGCAAAGCUAAGGCCAUAGACUUGCACCAGUAAUUAUAAUAAACCAAUACUCAAGAAUUACCCUGUUAUGUAAACAUGCAAUGCAUUUCAUGGAACUAGCGAAAAUAUACCAUGAGUUUAAAUUUGCACUAUACUAUUUCACCCAGGUUAAUUAACCAUACCUUCACCAUAGUCGGUGUUAUAUUGACUCUUCAUUUUUGUCCCCAGUGAUCUGUUUUGUAAUCAAAUGUGCAUUGAGUAAGUCAUUGAUGGAGUCAUCCUAGAUAUGUCCACAGCCAUCUGCAUAAUAUUCAUGAUGUAUUGUUACAGGAUAAGAUAAUACAUCAAGAUAAUUAGUAAGGUAACAUGAGGAUCAAAAGGAUGGUUAAGAUUUGUAGAUAUUUAAUCAUUUGCGGGCUGAGAAAAGAACAGUGCAGAUGGGUUGGUGGGUGGGAUGGAUGGGAUGGGAUGGGUGGUGUAAAUAUUAUUGUAAGUCUACAUCAGAUGCAUGUUGCCUAUUUCCUAGUAUCUCUAGGAAUAUCAAAGAUGAGACAAAGAUGUGACACACAUUGUAGAUAUAUGUUCUUUAUUAAUUAGAAUUGUAAAGAAAAGUGCAGAUGUAAAGUUUAAAGUGAACUUGCAGUUUUU